Cinara cedri is the source of this 3991-nucleotide messenger RNA. Lineage: Eukaryota; Metazoa; Arthropoda; Insecta; Hemiptera; Aphididae. The record is from the annotation of a GenBank genome assembly.
GUUGGAAAUUACAAUCAUACAUUAUAUUUUUUACAAACACUGUAUCUUUAGCAAAUUUAUUUUAAUUUUCAAUUAGUACUUGUCAAAUUUAAUUGCGUCAAAAUGGUUGUGAGACAAUAUAAGGAAGAGCUAGAAUACUUAGAAAAAAAAACUCCGUAUAAAUGGGAAAUAAAAAAAGGAUUUCAACCGAAUAUGAAGGUAGGUAGUAGUUACCUAUAGACUUUUUUUUGAAAUAUUUUAAAUUAUUGUGCUUUAAAUGAAUAAAGAUUUUUGAUCGUAGGUUGAAGGUGUAUUUUAUGUCAAUGAAGUGUUAGAAAAACUUAUGUUGGAUGAGUUACAAAACGCAUGCCGACCAGGAAUGAUAGGCGGUUUUUUACCUGGUGUAAAACAAAUUGCAAAUGUGGCAGCAUUACCUGGCAUUGUGCACAAAUCUAUUGGUCUUCCAGAUGUCCAUUCAGGUUAUGGAUUUGCCAUAGGUUUGUAAUUACUAUUUAGUAAAUUUUAAGACCUCUAUGUGCGAUAUAUUUGGCUGUAAAAGCAAACAAACAGACACUUCCUAUUAUUAAUAAUAUACCUAGAUGUAAUAUUAAAAUAUUUUGUAAUAGGAAAUAUGGCUGCAUUUGAUAUGGAUGAUCCUGAAUCUAUCGUUUCACCCGGUGGUGUGGGUUUCGAUAUUAAUUGUGGUGUACGAUUACUUCGUACAAAUUUAUUUGAAAAAGAUGUUCAACCUGUCAAAGUAAUUAUACUAUUAGGCGUUGAUAAUUAUUUUACAUUUAGUAGAAUUUAUACAUUUAACCAUUAAGAGGAUUGGAAAAAGUUUACCAAUUUUGUAAAAUUUAAAAAUAUAUUUUUAUUUUUUAUUAAGUGUUUUAUCAAAAUAAACAAAUGUGUUUAUCUGAUUUUUAAACUGAAUUUAUGGCUGAUAAAUGACGCGAUUGGUUGGUUAUAUAAUAAAUGAAAUUUAAAAAUCAAUCUUUUAUUUAUCUAAUACCCAUGGACAGGGUAAAACUGUGUAUGUAUGUAAAUCCGUUUUUACAGAACGAAUUUUAUGUUUAAAACUAAUUAGCGAUAAGAAAUUAGAUAUACUUCACAGUGUUUAAUUUCAGUUUUUUAAGUAUUCAUACAUUUAUCAACAAAUUGUCAAGAGAAGUCAAUUUUUCAAUUUAAAUUUUGGUAUGACCAAGAUAAAUAAAUAUAAUAUGAUUAAUUCACAGAAUUUUCUAAAAUAAUUAGUUUUGGAGGUCUUCAAAAUUGAAAAUUAAAAAUUUAUUUCUUGAAUAAUCUAGAUCAUUUUUCAAAAAAUUCAUAUAUACUUUAAUCAGAUAUUGAGAAGUAUGUUUACAUAUGUACGCAUAUUAUGUGUACUAUAUUGGUUUCAAACGGAUGAAAAAUAGAUGUUUUCCAACUCCCUAAUUUUUUAUAUUAAAUUAAAUAUUAAUUAUUAUAUUAUUAUUAUGAUCUAUAAUAUAUGUUAAUAUAUUUUAAAAAUACAACUAUAAUGUAUGUUGUAUUUUUUGUACCCAGGAACAAUUAGCUCAAAGCAUGUUUGAUCAUAUUCCUGUUGGUGUAGGUUCUAAAGGAAUUAUUCCAAUGAAUGCAAAUGAUUUGGAAGAAGCUCUUGAAAUGGGAAUGGAUUGGUCUUUAAGAGAAGGUAUUAUAUAAACUUACUCUUCAUACUUAUUAUUAAAUGUAAUGUUUGUGUUAGGUUAUGCAUGGGCUGAAGAUAAAGAGCAUUGUGAAGAAAAUGGAAGAAUGUUGAAUGCAGACUCAUCAAAAGUGAGCAUGAGAGCUAGGAAACGAGGUUUACCACAGGUAUAUUAAUUUUGUUUUCAGUUGCUUAUCAAUAUUUAAAUAAUAUACACCAUUUAUAAUACUUCAAUACUAAUUUAUUUGUUAGUUAGGGACACUAGGAGCAGGAAAUCAUUAUGCUGAAAUUCAAAUUGUUGAUGAAGUUUAUGAUAAAUGGGCAGCCAAAAAAAUGGGUAUUGAAAAUGUUGGCCAAGUAUGUGUUAUGAUACAUUCAGGAAGUCGUGGUUUUGGACACCAAGUUGCAACAGGUUUUACAUAUUUACUGUAUUAUUAAAAUAUAUUAUAUAUUAAGAAUUACUCAUAAAAAUAUUGAUUUAAAAAAAAAAUAUUAUUCAAGUUGACAUUUUAAUAGUUUUGUGAAUAAUUACACAAUCUCCAGAAAUUAAUAAAAUAAUUUGAACAAUAUCAAUUUUUGAAAAGAAAUUUAUUUAAAGCCUUGACUAUGUUAGAUGCUUUACUGGAAAUGGAAAAGGCUAUGAAACGUGAUCAAAUUGAAGUUAAUGACAGACAAUUAGCUUGUGCUCGUAUCAAUUCAAAUGAAGGUCAAAAUUAUUUGAAAUCUAUGUCAGCUGCUGCAAAUUUUGCCUGGGUGAACCGAAGUUCAAUGACAUUUUUAGCACGUCAAGUAUGUGUAUGAAUAAAGUAAAACAAUUGUAUUAACGGGUUAUAUCUCAUAAUGAUUUAUUGAUUAAUAUUAUAUUAUUAUUUUCAAGGCAUUUGCAAAACAGUUUAAACUGACACCAGACGAUUUAGACAUGCAUGUCAUUUAUGAUGUUUCUCAUAAUAUUGCAAAAAUGGAACAGCAUUAUGUUGAUGGAAAACUUAAAAAAUUAUUAGUCCAUAGAAAGGUAUUUCAAACAUGUGUUAUAAAUGUUUUAAUAGUCAUAUUAGCAGGGUUGAGCAGUAUCACAAACACAUGUAUCAAAAUAUCUUUUAUAUUUAUCAAGUAUAUUGUAUCUUGUUACUUUUUUAAUUUAUGUAAUGUACGUAACCUAACCUAACCGAAAAAAAAAAAUUUAUUGAUAGGGUAAUAUUUAUUAGUGUAAAUUUUUUCAUUUUAUUUUCUACUUUUAAUUUUUAAAAUUGUAUAUUGCUAUAGUUACAAUCUUUUCAUUUAUUCUAAAUUAAGAUAAGUUUUAUUGAGUUAAAAUCAAAUAUUCACCACAUAUUGUUAAUGAAUUAUGAAAAUGAGAAGUAUCUUUGAAACUUGUAUCUUGUAUCUUUUCUAGUUUUGUAGUGUAUUUUGUUGUAUCAAGAUACAUAAGACAAUUUUAUUAUGUAUGAAUAUACUUUUUUUUGGUAUCUUGCAUAACCCUGGUUAUUGGUUGUUUUAAUAAUGCCAUUAUUAUAUUUCAGGGUUCGACUAGAGCAUUCCCUCCUUACCAUCCUCUUAUUCCUGUGGACUAUCAACUGACCGGUCAACCAGUAUUGAUUGGCGGAACCAUGGGUACCUGUUCAUAUGUAUUGACUGGAACUGAACAGGGAAUGAAUGAAACAUUUGGUUCUACGUGCCACGGAGCCGUAAGUAUUUUUAUUUUUUUUAUAAAUUUAUUGGGUAUCAAUAACACGCGUUUUUUUUCAGGGACGUGCCUUGUCAAGAGCCAAGUCUCGUAGGAAUAUUGACUAUAAUGAUGUGUUAGAAAAAUUACAACAACAAGGUAUUGCUAUUCGAGUAGCUUCACCAAAAUUAGUUAUGGAAGAAGCACCAGAGUCCUAUAAAAAUGUCACUGAUGUAGUUAACACUUGUCACAAAGCAGGAAUCAGUAAGAAAACUGUGAAACUAAGACCAAUUGCUGUUAUCAAAGGAUAAAAAAAAAAUAUUUAUUUGUGCAUUUGUCAAAUACAUGUGACCUAUUUAUGUCAAUACUGUAUAAUAGCUUUUAUUAUUAAUGAUUAAGUACUAAAAUAUAGAAAUAAGUUUUUUUAAAUUAUUUAAUGUCAUUGGAAAAUAAAUAUUAUAUUUUAACAAAUGUUAAGAUACAAAAUAUUAAAUGCAAUUUGUUUACUAUCUUGGAAACUAGUAUAUGAAUAAUAAUAAUAAUAAUAAUAAUAAAAACCAUAUAAUAUGUAUUUCAAUAAGAAAAACAAUAACUUGCAAUAGUGUGUUUCAUAUUCUAUAAAAAUUAUCACCCAUAGACAGUGAAUAUUUACUGUUAAUUUGUUCUAAAAUCUAUAUUAAGGC